This is a messenger RNA of Alosa sapidissima (American shad), 2369 nucleotides long. It is a transcript of the gene atf5b, whose product is annotated as activating transcription factor 5b. NCBI's taxonomy places the organism in Eukaryota, Metazoa, Chordata, Actinopteri, Clupeiformes, Clupeidae. Gene Ontology annotation, molecular function: DNA-binding transcription activator activity, RNA polymerase II-specific; RNA polymerase II transcription regulatory region sequence-specific DNA binding. Gene Ontology annotation, biological process: regulation of transcription by RNA polymerase II. The record is from RefSeq and is a predicted model, not a curated record. The transcript has 3 exons. The annotation marks the transcript as partial. Gene Ontology annotation, cellular component: nucleus.
ACCAGAAGAAGUCAUUCUCGAGAAAAUUUCCGAAUUUCCUUCGUUUGCUUGGUCGGGUUCAUCACUCCCCCUCCCCAACGGGCUAACGAUAGCCAAUCACAGGAGGAGAGAGGGGAGGAGCCACUGCGGAAACGACAAAUAAUUGGUGAAUAUUCCACAGACUGGAUGACCGAAAAAGAAGAAUUAUGCUCAUUUUCCCCUUCGUCUGAAUCGUCUCCUGGCUCCUCACAACCUGCCUCUCCCCCAGAACAUGACGUUCAGGUGCCCUCUGAUUUGCACAUCAUGACGUCACUCUUGCAAGAGGAACUUUCUCAGUUUGAGGAUUAUUUCCUCUCAGACUUCAGCCCGGCCAAAGUGGAGAAAUGGCAAAAGAGCCACAAAGGUGUACAAGGAAUGGAUUCAACCUUGUGCUACGAAUUUCCAUAUGCUUCGCACAGCCCAAGCCAAUCAGAAACGAACCCGCUGCUAGUUAGCCUGGGGGAACUCGAUCAAGUGGGUUUCUGUGGAGGUCCAAUGGGAAGACCCAAAAUGUUGCGACCCACGGCAUUCAACAAUGGUCCUCCACACUACAGCGGCCGAAGGGUUGCGCCCAAUGCAUUCAGGGAAGGCAUGGACUCACAGAAGCAGACAUGGACUUUACAGAAAGAAACGUGGACUUCCAAAGAGAGCUACUCAGGGUUCGAUAGCAUGGUGCUUGACCACAGCUCUGUGGACAGAACUUUCGGGAAGAACGCAGGAGGUGUUAAGAAGGUCAAAGAAUGUGCCAUAUUGUUGAAGGAAGAAGAAAACUAUUGUUUCCGGGGCGAUGUUUUUUGUAGUGUCGAGAUGGCCCCGGGUUAUUGUGUGAGUGGACCCUUGAAUGGCCACUCAAAGAAGGAAAGCCAUCUGAUGCAUGGGAUGAAGAACGUUGGUUGGCAGGAUAGGAUGGAUAUUCCGUUUUUGCAGUGCAACGGUAAUGGGAGGAACCUGGAGUUCUCCGAGCCAGAGGCCGCUGAGGAGUACUUCUACCAGCACGGCGUCGGCGCAGCAGAACCCUGCCCGGGCUUCAUGGACCCCCUGGACGCCUCAGUGAAAGGGGUGGUCUCGGAGCCCCAGCUGCAGAACCACCGGCCCUACCACGAAUGCCUUGGAGAAGGUUUCGAAUGUGUCUUAGGAGGGGACAGCGUGGUGUCGGCCAUGCACAGGCCAGUGCAGAGACCAAAGGACAAGCUCUGUGCACUGAAAGGAGAACUGAGAGCUGUCCCCAUGGAGGGCCAACCUGGAGAGCGGAAGCAGAAGAAACGAGACCAGAACAAAACUGCUGCUCACAGGUAUCGUCAGCGUAAGAGGGCGGAGCUGGACUCUCUGGAGGCGGAGCUUCAGGGACUAGAGGGACAGAACCGGGCACUCCGCGACAAGGCGGAGUCGGUAGAGCGAGAGAUUCAGUAUGUCAAAGAUCUUCUCAUCGAGGUCUACAAGGCGCGCAGCCAGCGCAUUAAAGAUGAUAUCAGUGCCUAAAGCCUCCAUGAGCCAGCAAUGUAUUCAGUGGGACUGUGGAAACGAAGUGAGACUUGCAUGAUUUUUUUUUUUAAUUGAUGUAGUCACAUUGCUUAAAAAAACAAAACAAAACAAAACAAAAAAAAUAAAUGUAGCCGUGUAUUAUUCAUGAUCUUCUCAACACAUCAAUUUAUCUUGAUGAUCUGAUAUUAUGUGCACUGUGACUUGUUUUAAUUUUUUUGAAUUUUCACAUGCAUUCACUCUUCAGUUUAUCUUGUUGGAAACAGGAAGUAAAGGAUAUCAGUGGGAAUGAGUGAGGCUAAUUUUACGAGGUCAUGCCUCAGAGAAGCUCAUUGGACAAUGCAGGGGUGCUUUAGAAAAGAGUUGAUGUCAUCAUGGAAAACUGUGCCAAAAUAUUACAAACAAUUAUUUUUACUACUACAGAUAUUUUGACAUGUGUUGCCUAUUUGCAAAUGCAAGGAUUAAAUCCUCAGAGUAAUGUCACUUACUCAGGUAUUGAAUGCAUGGAUAAAACUAGAUGAGCAUGGUAGGACAGGACUUGUAUGUCUGCUUUGAUUUCACAGCAUGUACCAUGGUUACAGCGGAGUAUUUCAUGUUCUGCUAGUUGACACACUUUUUUGUACUCUGGUAUUUUUGUUAUUUACUUUAAUUAAUACACACCAUUAUAUGCCCACUAUUUUAUUUGCAUUGUCAGUAGUGUGGGUGUCGUAGUUAAUGUAUGAUAUUGCUUUUCCUCUUGUUUCAGAUCAGCUGUUAAAAUAUACUGGACAAUCAUUUUUGAUCUUAAUGCACUGUUUCAAAAUUGAAUCGAAAUAAUCUAUAGAAUCUGUUCACAAUGGAAAAGCCGAAUAAAGAGGUUGAUUUUUAUGGUA